Truncatella angustata is the source of this 1795-nucleotide messenger RNA. RefSeq lists its product as uncharacterized. The transcript has a single exon. Lineage: Eukaryota; Fungi; Ascomycota; Sordariomycetes; Amphisphaeriales; Sporocadaceae. The record is from RefSeq and is a predicted model, not a curated record. Gene Ontology annotation, molecular function: RNA-DNA hybrid ribonuclease activity; nucleic acid binding. Bases 346 to 1641 code for a protein of 431 amino acids.
GUUCGUCACAAACGACGCAAAUGCUUCUAUAACCCAGCCAAAACCUUUUUCUUUCUUUUUUUCUUUUUUGAAUUUGAAAAACAAGAUUAUUCCGGCGACUUCUCGUGCAUCACAGUGUCUCACAAAACCCUUCACAGCUAGGAGCUCGUUAAAACGAGCGACUUUACUUUUGGACCGCCGUGUCUUCACUAUCUAUCAGCAAGACAAAUGCUCUACGUUCUCAUUCCAAUCUAAACGGUUAUAUGACUAGGUGGUGGUAUUCAUAAGAGGCAUUAUUGCUGCCGCUUAAUCUGCAGUUGUGUGGUAUUAAGUGUGAUCUUCAGAAAACCGUCUUGGGAUCUCGAGAUGACGGGGGACUUCGUAAUGGAGGUGUCAAGCAUGUCAGCAGAGACUCAGAAUAUCUUUAAUCUGAACAGUGAGGUAAUAUCAGACUCUGAUGAUCACCGUGGCACAGUGUCAUCUCCACCGGACGGUUUGCUGGUACAAAUAUCGGGCCUUGAACCCCAAGACGACGACACUCGUGACACACACGCAUUUCGCAAAAGGAGGCGAGAAUGGAUACAGCAACAACUGGCUAGCGUCCAAAAGUCUGGACAGCUGCCUUCUUCUCUAGAAUAUAGACAAGUGGACGAGAGCUGCUGCUGGAUAUGUGCUAGAAGAGGUCAAUUCAAGUUCUGUCCACAGGUUUCGUCAAAGGACUACAAUCCGCGGAUUAUCAUCGAAGAUCAUUUGAGCGCAGCAUUCUUUGCAAGUGAAGUGGCAAACCCUCGAUGGCAGCCUGGGAAGCAGCGCCUUGUAUUUUAUACCGAUAUGGCCGCCAUCAAUGGAACUGGGCACGACCCUGACAUCGCUGGAGCGGCUGUCACAUAUAAAAGCAUCCUAGGAAAUGGUGGUGAUGGUGUCUCCAGCUGGUCUGAUGCAUCAUAUGGCAUUAUCGGUAGUAACCGGCCGGAUAAAGUCGAGUUGUAUGCCAUUGGACUAGCACUGGAAAUCGCGGUCUCGCAGAUUCAAACUACCUUGCACGACCCAACUGUACACCCCACAGUACUUAUCAUCACAGAUUCCCAAGCAGCCCUAUACUUCAUUCAUGACUUCAUGUGGCAAGGAACUAUCCCGUUUCUGUUUUCACAAGAGACUUUCGCCAAUCUCAUGAAACCGAUCAGCACACUCAACGAGAAUAAUAUCCCCAUCGAGUUUCACUGGGCGCCUUCUCAUACAGACAUCGAGGGCAAUUCACGGGCUGACAAGUUAGCGGGAGCAGCCAGUAACUGGACACUUUCGAGAAUCCCAAGGAAACACCGGCGGAAACUAUUGACAUGCCAUGUCAUCAGAAUACCUAGCUCGACACAUUCAUGGAGUGUUCCAGUCUCUAGUAUUAUUGCCAUGGAGCCUCGUAGAGUCUUUCUGGAACGUUCACCACGAUCCCUUGCGGCGGAACAGAUCGAAGCGAUGCAAGCCGAGUGGAUUUCAGACCAGAUGGCGGAUGUAUAUCGCUCGAGCAGUUUAAGCGAAGUGAAGCCCAUAUUCUCAAGCAUUUAUGAAAAAAGCCAGACCAAUUUCAUUCCCAGGCCUCUGCUAUUGCGCAAGACAUCAGUUACUGGUCAGGCUGAAAACGAGGCCCCAUUAGGAGAAGCUACAUAAUGUAUAGCGUAUCCGUACGGAUACCCUGAAUUCCAAUAUGCCGGACUGUGAUAGAGGUACCAGCUUAACCAUUUCGUCAAUCAUGUUGUUUCUAGAGACCGAUAGGCAUGUAUCACGAUUAUAAUGAAACGCAACAUAUUGGCCUUGAGCAGAC